AUGGUGAAAUUGAUUUUUACAAAAGGUGAAGAAGAGUUCGUCGAUUGUGCAGCAAGCAUGUGUGGUGACUCCCUCAACAAUGAUGUCUACCACAAAGAUGGGUUAAGGGAGCUCAGGGAUAAAGAUGAUUAUGUUAGGUUCCUUGAUGUUGGGUUUGAUGAUGAUGAUAAUCAAAUCAGUAUCUACAUUGAUGAUUAUCAUGAACCCUUACUAGAUUGGAUUGAAGAAGAGAAAGCUAAAGAAGGGGACAGUGGUACUGAUACAUAUGAAGAUGAUGUGGACUCAAUAUUGUCCGAUGAUCUAUCGGUGGACCAUGAAGUUGAUGAUGAGGACAUUCAGUGGCCUGAACUUGUUGAUCCUUUUUUGUCUCAUAAGAAUCUUAUUCCAGAAAGAGGCAUAGCCGAAGAAGUUGUUGAUAAGGUAAAAAAAACAUCCUAUUCACGAUCCUAA
Lactuca virosa is the source of this 450-nucleotide messenger RNA. NCBI's taxonomy places the organism in Eukaryota, Viridiplantae, Streptophyta, Magnoliopsida, Asterales, Asteraceae. The record is from the annotation of a GenBank genome assembly.